AUGACUCCCUCCAAAUAUGAGACCCUCACUGAAAUUAUUAACACUGCUCGAGAAAGGGAGAUAGAGCUAAAGAAACAGAUUAAAAGGGGUGAGAGAAGGGCUCAGGUGGUUAAUCUAAGCCCUAUGAUAAAGGCACGUACGACUGAGUCGUUAAAGAAGCAAGAAGGAAAAAGCGGUUCGCCUAGUUGUAAAGUAUGCGGGAAAAGGCACAAGGGUGAGUGCCGGUUUAAGGACAAACCGUGUCCUAUUUGUGGGAAAACAGGGCACACGGCUGCGUUGUGCCCGGGGAAGGUGUCGGUGUGUUACAAAUGUUAUCAGCCGGGUCACAAGAAGUCUGAGUGCCCGGAGUUGAUCGGAAAGAAAGAUGGCAAGGAUACACAUACUGAGACACCAAAAGCAAAAGCUAGAUCCUUGCAGUUAACAGCAGCGGAGUCGAAAAAGGAACCCGAUGUGGUUUCAAGUAUAUUUGCUAUAAAUUUAAUUCCCGCAUAUGUGUUAUUUGAUACAGAGGUGGAAAUAGGUGACAACAAAAGUUUCAUUGUGUGUGAUGUAUGCCAAGAUUGUAAGAUAAAUAUUGAUGAUGAAGAGUACUCAAUAAACUUGAUCCCGAUGUCAAUGGGAGAAUUUCAAGUAGUGGUCGGGGUGGAUUGGUUAUCUCGACAUCAUGCGGAAGUGGUAUGUUUCGGCAAGGAGAUAAAAUUGACAUCUCCAAGUGGAAAACACGUUACCGUUUAUGGCGAAAAAGGGGGUAAUCCUGUUAUGUGCACGAUGCUAAAGGCUCACAAACUCAUGAGGCGUGGGUGUAGAGCAUUCAUGAUAUAUGCAAACAAACCGGAUGAAGAAACGCCAAAGAUUGAAUAUGUACUGAUGGUACGUGAAUACGCCGAUGUAUUUCCGGAGGAUUUACUGGGAAUACCGCCAGAACAGGAGGUAGAGUUCGGAAUCGAAUUGAUUCCGGGCGCGAAACCUGUGGCCAAGGCACCGUAUCGGCUCGCGCCAUCAGAAUUGCAAGAAUUGAUGUCCCAAAUUUAA
Messenger RNA from Helianthus annuus (common sunflower), 1032 nucleotides. RefSeq lists its product as uncharacterized. NCBI's taxonomy places the organism in Eukaryota, Viridiplantae, Streptophyta, Magnoliopsida, Asterales, Asteraceae. The record is from RefSeq and is a predicted model, not a curated record. Gene Ontology annotation, molecular function: nucleic acid binding; zinc ion binding. The transcript has 2 exons. The coding region runs from base 1 to 1032 and encodes 343 amino acids.